Molecule: messenger RNA, 5178 nt
Organism: Equus caballus (horse)
Lineage: Eukaryota; Metazoa; Chordata; Mammalia; Perissodactyla; Equidae
Gene: KCNJ16
Product: potassium inwardly rectifying channel subfamily J member 16
Biological process (GO): potassium ion import across plasma membrane; regulation of monoatomic ion transmembrane transport
Cellular component (GO): plasma membrane
Molecular function (GO): inward rectifier potassium channel activity
Source: RefSeq, a predicted model, not a curated record
CAAAAAGUACUUGUUUUUAAUAGAAAUGACACAUGAGUAAUUGUAGAACAUUUCCUUAAUUAAUAAAUUAAUAAGUUGACAAUAUCCUAUGUGACAAAUUGUAACAUCACCCAUAUUAAAACAAAACAAAAAACUCUCUCCCUGAAAAAUAAACCUUUCUUGACCCCCAUGUUUCUUCCCAUCCAUCACUGCAUUUUUCUACUCCAUUUGAUAGCAGAACUCCCUACAAAUGGGAUGCAUAUUGUCUCUACUUCCUGUUCCCACUUGUUUCUCAUCUAAUCAGACAUUUUUCUCCAAAACUCUACUGAGAUAUCUUUCAUCGAAUUUCAUCACAUUGUCGCAUUCAAUAAUCAGUUCUUAGUCCUUAUCCUGACCUAUCAUUAAUCUCUGACACAGAUGAUCACUCCUUUUUUCUUGUCACACUUUCUUCACUUCAUACCACAUCUCAUGGUUUUCUUACUACUUCAGGCAAUUCUCGUUCUCAGUCUCCUGCAUUGGAUGCUCCUCAUCUUCCCAACUUCCAACUGAGUUGCCCCAGAGCUUAGUCACUGGAAUCCUUGUCUUUGCUUCUCUCCCAGUUCUAUCAUUUCAGUAAAUGGCACUAGCAUUUACGUGAUGUCUUAUAAACGUUUUCAUGACUAGCUUAUUCCAAAUUAUAAGACUUCCUCAUAGAUGAAAAAUGGACAUUGAGUAAGAAACAUAUUCCCUUCUUUAUCCCAAACUUAGAAGAAGCAACAAGCAAGCCACAAAACAAAACCAACUUCUCAGAAAAACAUCUAAACUUUGUCCUUGGGACCACUACUGAGGUUGUCAAUGAUCUUCCAGGGGCACACAUUUCCUUGGAAUCCAAAUGAAAUGAUACUGGUCAAGAGGCUGUUUGCCUUAGGUGUAAGGUUACAUAGACAGGGUGUGUGUUUGCACAGAAAAAUCUUUACUGUGACAAUCAGAGCACCUACACUUAAGAAGAACACACUUGAAGGAAGCUAUGCAGCCUGGAGGUGUCAGCAGGAGAAAAUCUAGUCUUCUGGGACAGGAGGAAGUUUAGGGGCAGUUUUUGGCCACUUUAUGAUUUGGGGAGAUUCUUGUUCUUGAAUAAGCUCACAAAGGUUUGAUCAAAAAACAAAGAUGUAGAUGGGCAGGGAGGAAGGAGAUUUCGUCUUCAUUCUUGUUUUCUGUAAGCCACCAUUGGCAAGACUACCUACGUGUAGGCAUGGGAACCAGUUAAAGAAAGUGUUGAUUCACUGGAGUGAAGCUGAGAACUCAGUGGCCUUUGUGUGUGGUGAAUGUGUCCGGAAAAGCAAAGAAGAGCAAGAUUCUCCUGUGGAGUUUCUCAUCUCCAUGGCGGUAGGUGCCGACAGCUUUAGAGAAAGCACGAAGGAGCAGAAAGAAAAGAACCCUGAGAUGUCUAGCUACAGUGCUCUUAGAAGAUGAAAAGGACAUGGGGUUUUGAUCAGAACUUCAUUAUCUGUAACUAAGACUAAAGGUGGAGCUAAAAUAAAGGAGUUGAAUCUGAAAUAGCAUCCCUGUCAGUUCUGUGCUAGCCUGGGAAACACACAAGGAAGAACAAUCUCCUGUGGAAGAGAGAGGACGGCGGAAGGUGAGGACUACCUAUUACGGCAACCAGAAUGUCUUAACUGAAAACCUAAACCAACAAACACCAACACACCUAGAACUAUUACUACUACGAAACUCAGCUGGAUGCCCCAAGGGUACAGGAAAGAAUGAGCUAUUACGGCAGCAGCUAUCCGAUUGUAAAUGUGGACCCCAAAUACCCAGGCUACCCCCCAGAGCAUGUUAUAGCUGAGAAGAGAAGAGCGAGAAGACGCCUGCUCCACAAAGAUGGCAGUUGCAACGUGUACUUCAAGCACAUUUUUGGAGAAUGGGGAAGCUAUGUGGUCGACAUUUUCACCACUCUUGUAGACACCAAGUGGCGCCAUAUGUUUGUGAUAUUUUCUUUAUCUUAUAUUCUCUCCUGGUUGAUAUUUGGCUCUAUCUUUUGGUUAAUAGCCUUUCAUCAUGGAGAUCUGUUAAAUGAUCCGGACAUUACACCCUGUGUUGACAACGUCCAUUCUUUUACAGGCGCGUUUUUAUUCUCCCUUGAGACCCAAACUACCAUAGGUUAUGGUUACCGCUGUGUCACUGAAGAAUGCUCUGUGGCAGUGCUCAUGGUGAUUCUUCAGUCCAUUUUAAGCAGCAUCAUAAAUACCUUCAUUAUUGGAGCUGCCUUGGCCAAAAUGGCAACCGCUCGAAAGAGAGCACAAACCAUUCGGUUCAGCUAUUUUGCACUCAUUGGCAUGAGAGAUGGGAAGCUUUGCCUCAUGUGGCGCAUUGGUGAUUUCCGACCAAACCAUGUGGUAGAAGGCACAGUUAGAGCCCAACUUCUCCGCUACACAGAAGACAGCGAAGGGCGGAUGACAAUGGCAUUUAAAGACCUAAAGUUAGUCAAUGACCAGAUCAUCCUUGUCACACCAGUAACUAUUGUCCAUGAAAUUGACCAAGAGAGCCCUCUGUAUGCCCUUGACCGAAAAGCAGUGGCCAAAGAUAACUUUGAGAUUUUGGUGACAUUUAUCUAUACUGGUGAUUCCACUGGGACAUCCCACCAAUCCAGAAGUUCCUAUGUUCCCCGAGAAAUUCUCUGGGGGCAUAGGUUUAAUGAUGUCUUGGAAGUUAAGAGAAAGUAUUACAAAGUGAACUGUUUGCAGUUUGAGGGAAGUGUUGAAGUCUAUGCUCCCUUUUGCAGUGCCAAACAAUUGGACUGGAAAGACCAGCAGCUCCACAACAUGGAGAAAGCCCCACCAGUCCGAAGCUCCAGCACAUCAGAUACCAAGGUCAGAAGAAGGUCAUUUAGUGCAGUUGCCAUUGUCAGCAGCUGUGAAAACCCAGAGGAGACCACCACCUCUGCCACAGAUGAGUGUAAAGAAGCACCUUAUCAGAAAGCUCUCCUGACUUUAAAUAGAAUCUCUGUAGAAUCCCAAAUGUAGUCCUAAAUUAUAAUUACAAGGGCUUCCACUCAAUCGUUAAACUCUCUAGCCAAUCACCUUAAGGCAAGUAGUUAUAAUCAGGGUUUCUCAAGAAUGUUAUAUAGUAUGUUUGAUAGUGAUGGGGGGGUAAGAGCAGGUUAAAAUCGAUAAAAGAUAAUCUAAAAAUUACAUAGUUUCCAAUCAUUUGAACUUUUUUUUUGGCUAGCAGAUUUUGUAUUACAAAAGCUAUUAAGAACCUAAUUGAUUUUAAAUUUCAUCUCUUUUAUUGUCCCAUAUACUUGUAUCUUCAAUUGGAGGUGUAAUAUUCAGUAAUGGGGAUCAAAGGUAGGGUAUUGGAAUAAAUAAAAAUAGGAAGAUAGGCAGGCAGCAUGAAUAACAAAUUUUUAAGUGUGUCAAAAUUGAUGGUAUAAUGAGUGAUUUCCUAUAAAAGUGUCAUGUCAUCUAACUGAGAUAUGCAAGAUAUGCAUUCAGUAGAUGGUAAUGCUGAGAUAUUUAAGCUGGUUCGAUGUUUGUCGCUCAUAGUGUCUUGGUAUCAGCAGGCAGAGGUAGUGGCUGUAAGAAAUAGGCAAUGCCCCCAAUUCAGACAGUUCUUCCACUGCCACUUGCCUGGAUAAUGAUCAAUGAGUGCUAGAAACUAUUUUUCCUCUAACCCUUUAGGCAGAAGAAAAGUUGACACUAUUAUUCAGAGCAGUAUUUCUCUCUUAAAUGCCCUGGUUGACUCCAACAAAUGGCUUUACAUGCAAGAGCAGAAAUAAGGCGACUAGAACCUUUCUAGGUUCUCUGACAAGGGGGCUUCCUAUGCCCACCUCCCACCUUCUCCAAGGACAACAGGAAGGAACAGGAUCAUAGAGAUGGGGUGAGGGAAUAGGUGGAAGUAUAAACAUUCUCAGCUAUUUAGGAAAAAACCUGUGCAUGUGUCUGAAUGACUGAAGCUUGGGCUGGGACCUUUAUUUGGAAGGGAGGUGGGCAAGGGGAAAGGUAUUUAUUUGCGCCCAGAAGCAGUUGUGUAUGAUUCCUGUCUUGGUCAUUUUAUAAGACAUAAAUGACUUGAAUUGUGGAUUUUAAGAAACUCAUCCAUUGAACUUGGAACAAUCAUUUAAACUGAAGAUUUUGUGAAAUCUAAUUAAGGUGAUUUAAAUGCACAAUAUUAAGUGGAUAUGCUGAGCACCAGAGAAUUGCUUAAAUUUUAGGAUAUGAGAUAAAUUUGUAUACUCUAUUUCCAUGUUAAAAGAUGUUAAUCAUGAUUAUUUGAACUGCAAAUCCAAUCACUUAUGAGUGAAGAGUCAGUCACUUUAAGCAUUAUAAAUUGAAGAGUUAUUAGCUACAUUCAGAAUUAUCUGUUUUGUUUUACAUUAUUGCUAAGCUGGCAAUAUGUAUAUGCCACAGCUUUUUAUUUGUUUACUUUAUUUAAAUAUAUAUAUGUGCACAUAUAGUUUUUGUUUUUUCUGGAAAAUCUCUCUCCCUUUCUCCCUUUUCAUUUACGUUAAAGCACACAAGCAAAUUGAAUCACAUAGUCCACAAUUACCGAUAAAAGUAAAAUAUGGAGGUAUAUAAAGUUUUUCUUCUUUUUCCUUCUUCCUUCCUUCCUCCUUUCCUUCCUUUCUUUUGCCUAUGAGCAGUAAAGUUCCUUUUUAAAUGCACAUGUACAAAUCUUUUAUUCUUAUUAUUUUAUGGACAAGAGAUUUGUUCAGGUCACAAGUUGUAAAACUGUCCUGAAGCUUACUAUCGGAGAUCUAAAUAGUGCAUAUUUUUUUUCUGUCUUGCUUCACGAAAGCAGAACUCAUUUUUUAAAUUGCACCUGCCCUAUAGAUUUGGAUUUUGUAGCAGCAAUUACUCAGCUAAAUUAGAGUCCAACAAUCCACUACGUAGAAACAACUACCACCACAAUAAACAAAAAUGUCUUUAUUUUUUCCUUUUGUUAGCUUGUUUCGCAUCCACCUAGUCUCAUUGCACUUUGCUUUACUUCCUGGACUCUGCCUGUCCGUGAUCUUGCUUUGUCAGUUCAGAAUAGAGACAUCAAUGCCCAGUAAGUACAUUCUGUUGUACCAUGUGAUUCCAUCAUCAAAUUCUCUUGCCCAGAAUAGAAUGUAAAAUUGACAUUCCCAUGUAAUAUUUAUAAUUUUCUGUUUAGAUUUAUAACAUACCUUGACACGCCAAUGAGUUACUUGAUAAUAAAGAUCUUAAAAUAGUGCAAAAA